Stegostoma tigrinum is the source of this 1605-nucleotide messenger RNA. Its product is annotated as post-GPI attachment to proteins factor 4-like. Gene Ontology annotation, biological process: GPI anchor biosynthetic process. Gene Ontology annotation, molecular function: glycosyltransferase activity. Bases 1 to 1221 code for a protein of 406 amino acids. The record is from RefSeq and is a predicted model, not a curated record. The transcript has a single exon. Lineage: Eukaryota; Metazoa; Chordata; Chondrichthyes; Orectolobiformes; Stegostomatidae. Gene Ontology annotation, cellular component: Golgi membrane.
AUGUUGAGUCGCUGGGUGCAGACAACGUGGCGCGCCGAGGCGAGCGGAGUCGGGGCUGGGGGGUUCCGCGGGCGCGUCCUGCCCUGUUUGAAGAGGCCGUGGGUUCAUGCCGUGCUGCUCUACCUCCUCACCUUCGGCGUCGUGCUGCCCCUGCUGUGCCAGGGACUGCGGCAGUCCCGGUAUUUCACCCGCGCUGCCCACCUCCGGCGCCUGACGGAGGAGGCGCUGGAGCACAGCCGGGCGAGGGGCGAGGAGGCGGAGCGCUACGUGCAGGAGGCGGACCCGGGCCACCCGGCCCGCGGGGCCCCCGUCGCGGUCGUUGCGGUGCUGACGGUGUCCCGGAAACAGGCCGCCGCCUACCGCUACUACCUGCAGGUGGUGUCGGCCCUGCACCGGAUGCUGGCUUCGUGCCGCGGUUGCCGGGGCUACCGGCUCUUCGCCUGCAACGUUGACCCUGAGCCUGAUGGCCACUGGGAGGCGCCGGAGGCCUCCCGCCUCAUCCUCACCGUACAGCGGUUCGGCCGAGGCCGCGGCAGGCCAUCAGGGGGCGACGACAACCGCUUCGAGAAGGAGAAGCAGGACUAUGCCUACUGCCUGCAGGAGGCGCUCUCUGCCUACGGCCCCCGGCACGUGGUUCUGCUGGAGGACGACGCUGUGCCAACGGAGGACUUCUUCCUGGUCCUGCGGGACCUCCUGGAGAGGAGGCUGACCACCCCUGCCGCCCGGGGAGCCCUCUACGUCAAGCUCUACCACCCCGAGAGGCUGCAGGGGUACCUCAACCCCGAGCCAAUGCGCGUCCUGGAGUGGCUGGGCCUGGGCGCCCUGGGCGGCACCUCGCUCAGCAUCGUCUACCGGAAGCUCUGCCGAAGGGCCUCGGUGAUGCUGAGCUGGGCCGUUCUGGCCCUCUCCACCAUGCUGGUGGUCGAGCUGGCCGGGCGCCACUACCUGCUGGAGUGGCGCCGCCUCAGCCCUCAGCUCUACUCCCUGAUGCCCGCCACCGAGUGCUGCACUCCCGCCACGCUCUUCUCGGCGCCGGCUGCCCGCCGGGUGCUGGCGUACCUCGGCAGCGUUCGGUGCAGGGCAGGCUACGCCAAGGACACGGCGCUCUACGCCCUGCUGCGGGAACACGGCGAGACUGCCUAUGCCCUGGAGCCCAACCUGGUCACCCACAUCGGGCUCUACUCCACCCUCCGAGGCCCCAUCGCUCAACCCAGCCUCUGAAUGGGACACCCCUCCCACCACCCGCUCAGUCUUCCUCCCCCUGCCCCCACCCACUGACGCCACAGUUCAGACCCCCCCACCCCCACCAUUUUUCACCCCUGGGGUUCUGUCAAAGGGGGAGCUGGGAGAAAGAAAAUAGUUCGGGGACUAUCCACUAUUUAACCCCCAAGCAGACCCUGUCCCUGGGAGGGUUUGAUGGGAGGCAGUGUAGAGGGAGCCUUACUCUGUAUCUAACCCUGUGCUGUCCCUGGCUUGGGAGUGUUUGAUGUGGGUAGGGGACAGUGUAGUGGAAGCUUUACUCUGUAUCCAACCUCGUGCUGUCCCUGUCCUGAGAGUGUUUGAUGGGGGUCAAUGUAGAGAAAGCUUUACUCUGUAUCUAACCCU